Molecule: messenger RNA, 3560 nt
Organism: Spinacia oleracea (spinach)
Lineage: Eukaryota; Viridiplantae; Streptophyta; Magnoliopsida; Caryophyllales; Amaranthaceae
Product: auxin response factor 8
Exons: 14
Coding region: 696-3143 (815 amino acids)
Biological process (GO): regulation of DNA-templated transcription; response to hormone
Cellular component (GO): nucleus
Molecular function (GO): DNA binding
Source: RefSeq, a predicted model, not a curated record
UAUUUAAUUAAUUUUUUUACUACCAAAAAUAUCCCCACCCUUCUCUCUUCUUCUUCUUUCUUCAUCCUUUCUUCCAUAUUUUUUCUCUCUCCUCUGCUCAUACUACUGCACUGCUCAGGUCGAUUUUGGUCGGGUGCUUACUCCAUUAAACCUUCUUCUUGCUUCCUUAAUAAAUAAAUAAAAACCCAAAAAAAUUAAGAAAAAACCCAGAAACAAAAAAAACAAAAGUGGGAGUUUUUUUUUCUAUGUUUGAUGGGGUUUCAGUUUCAUCAUGUUUUGAAACUCGUGCUUUCAUUUUAUUGAGCUAGCUAAAAAGAAAACUGCUAUUUUUGGUUAAAAAAAGAGAGAGUAGAAGCUGGGUUUACUACUUUGAUGAAGUGGGUUAUCUAGUAAAGUGAUGGUUUAAGGAGUGAUUUUGAGGUGGGUUUUGAUUAAUUUGAUGUGGGUUUGUUUUAGUUUACUGAAAUGUGGGGGUUUUGACCCUAUUUUAGGAGAUUUAUGUAGUUCUAGGGUAGUAAAUUUGAAGUAUACUAAUGAAGGAAUGGAAUGUGGUUGCAAUUAGAAGGAAAAGGGUUUUUAUGGGAAGUAAGGGUUUUCAAUUAUUGGGUAUGUUGAAGUGGGAGAUUAUUAAGUUAUUGCAUAUUAGUAAGGAUUGUUUGAGUUAGCCUUUUACCCAGAUUAGUUUUAAGUGGGAUAUGAAGCUUUCAACUUCAGGUUUGGGUCAGCAAGGUAAUGAAGGGGGUGAGAAGAAGUGUUUGAAUUCUGAACUAUGGCAUGCUUGUGCUGGCCCUCUUGUGUGCCUACCGACUGCCGGCAGCCGUGUCGUCUACUUCCCUCAGGGUCAUAGUGAGCAGGUUGCUGCCACUACCAAUAGAGAUGUUGAUGGGCAGAUACCGAAUUACCCCAGCUUGCCAGCACAGUUGAUCUGCCAACUUCACAAUGUCACGAUGCAUGCUGACGUUGAGACAGACGAAGUCUAUGCCCAAAUGACUUUGCAGCCGCUGAGUCCGCAAGAACAAAAGGACAUUUAUCUACCUGCAGAUUUUGGGAUCCCUAGCAGGCAGCCCACCAAUUACUUCUGCAAAACAUUGACAGCCAGUGACACAAGUACUCAUGGAGGGUUUUCUGUACCUCGUCGUGCAGCUGAGAAAGUUUUUCCUCCACUGGACUAUUCUCAGCAGCCACCUGCUCAAGAGCUGGUUGCUAGGGAUCUGCAUGAUGUCGAGUGGAAGUUUAGACAUAUUUUUCGAGGACAGCCCAAAAGGCACCUAUUGACUACAGGGUGGAGUGUCUUUGUCAGUGCUAAAAGGCUUGUUGCCGGAGAUUCUGUUCUGUUUAUAUGGAAUGAGAAGAACCAACUGCUUCUGGGAAUUCGCCGGGCCACUCGACCUCAAACUGUGAUGCCUUCAUCUGUUUUAUCAAGUGACAGUAUGCAUAUAGGACUUCUAGCAGCUGCAGCUCAUGCUGCUAAUACUAAUAGUUGUUUUACCGUCUUCUUUAACCCAAGGGCAAGCCCAUCUGAGUUUAUCAUACCUUUGUCGAAAUAUGUUAAAGCUGUGUAUCACACACGUGUUUCUGUUGGGAUGCGAUUUCGUAUGCUGUUUGAGACCGAAGAAUCAAGUGUUCGGAGGUACAUGGGUACAAUCACUGGAAUUAGCGACUUGGAUUCUGUUCGUUGGCCAAAUUCUCAUUGGAGAUCCGUGAAGGUUGGUUGGGAUGAAUCAACUGCUGGUGAGAGGCAACCACGAGUGUCAUUAUGGGAAAUUGAGCCUUUGACGACCUUCCCCAUGUAUCCGUCUCUUUUUCCCCUGAGGCUCAAAAGACCGUGGCAUGCUGGUACUUCAUCAUUGUCAGAUAAUAUAGAUGAUGCUGCGAACAGCUUAAUGUGGUUGAGAGGACAGGGUGGAGAACAAGGUCUUAAUUCGAUGAAUUUCCAAUCCCUCGGAAUGUUUCCUUGGAUGCAGACAAGAGCUGACAAUUUGCUUCCACUUGGAAAUCAGAAUCAGCAAUACCAAGCAUUGUUAUCAUCCAAUUUUCAGAAUUUAAGAGGAAGUGAUGUCUUGAAUCCACAGAUGAUGCAGUUUCAACACCCUGUACAAUAUCUCCAACAGUCAACUGGUCAAAUUCCUAUGUUGCAACAGCAGCAGCAGCAGCAGCAGCAACUGUUUCACCCAUCAAUUGCUCAACAGCUCUUGCAAGGGCAGUCUCAAGUUUCAAAGGAUAACCUUCCUCUUCCUCAGCGGAUUCUCCCACAGGAGUACUUCAAACAGAACGAGGGACUAGCAAAUCAGCAGUUAUGUGGUUCUGAAGCAUAUUCACUAUCGAAUAAUGAAAUGCAAAGCAGGCAGCAACAUCAUACUAUGUCAUCGUCACUUGGAAAAGCAGACACUAGCACUGCAAAUGCUGAGCUCCCCUCUCAGUCUCCUGUACAAAACAUGAUGUCUUCCACACGUACUGAAGGAAUUAGUAGUUUGUCUGACAUGUCAAAUGUAAAUCACACGAUGUUAAAUGAACAGACUUCCCAACAUCCCAUGGUAUCAUUGAAUUCAUAUACACCCAUUAAUGCCUUUGGGGAUGCUGUUUCAUUACCACCAUACCCUGGAAAAGAUGCUUCCUUGGAGACUGGAAACUGUAGCUUAGAUGUGCAGAAUCACAAUGUAUUUGGUGCUAAUCUUGAUUCUUCUGGGCUGGUAUUGCCUAUGACAAUGCCUACCACUUAUCGCAAUUCAUCACAUGAUACAGAUCUAUGCUCAAUACCAUCAGGUUUUCAUAACCCAAUGUAUGGUUGUAAUAGCAACUCCCCCGAGUUGCACAGUGAAGGGCAGGGUGACCUGCAGACCCCAACUAGAACAUUUGUCAAGGUGUAUAAAUCUGGAUCAGUUGGGCGUUCGUUAGACAUAUCCCGGUUCAGCAGCUAUCAUGAGCUGCGUGAGGAGCUGGGACAGAUGUUUGGAAUUGAGGGAAAGCUCGAUGACCCUCUGAGAUCAGGCUGGCAGCUUGUAUUUGUCGACAGGGAGAACGAUGUGCUUCUCCUUGGAGAUGAUCCAUGGGAGGCAUUCGUGUACAAUGUCUCCUAUAUUAAAAUACUUUCACCUGAGGAUGUUCAGAAGUUGGGGAAGCACGGGACUGAGACGUACUCAUAGAUCUGCCUAUAAAAAGUUGCAGAUUGAAGUUACAGUAUAGUCCUUUGUUCCACGUCAACCCAUCUUCCACAUAUCAAGCAAGUGAAUAUAAAAUCGUUUAGUAUUUUUCUUACAGCAUGUUCUGAGUACUACUAACUCAGCUUCUGGGAGGCUUUAUGCCUUGAAAUUCUAAACAUUAAAUUACUCCGUACUAGUUUUUGUUCAAAUACACAUUUUGUAGCUCACCUGAAGUUUAUAUUCCGAGGUGUUGCAGGAUUUAUGUAGCUUUUGUGUCAUAAUUCUUAGUCAUUUUGGGUGAGUAAGACUUAGUCAAGUUCUUAAACAAACUGGUCACUGAAAUUGUUGUAACAAAUACUCUGCUAUUAGAAGUUGAGAAAACUAUUGCUAUUAUCUUGCCGGCUUCUCGGCUUUUCUUCA